This is a messenger RNA of Mya arenaria, 5200 nucleotides long. RefSeq lists its product as uncharacterized. Gene Ontology annotation, biological process: signal transduction. The transcript has 10 exons. The coding region runs from base 528 to 1793 and encodes 421 amino acids. The record is from RefSeq and is a predicted model, not a curated record. Lineage: Eukaryota; Metazoa; Mollusca; Bivalvia; Myida; Myidae. Gene Ontology annotation, molecular function: protein binding.
ACCCUCCACAGCCACAGAAUGAACCCAAGCCUCACCCACACCUGCGCAAUAAUGUACAUGUAUAUGAUAUGGAAGAUGUUUCCUGGUUAUUUGCUAUGCUUUUGAACCCUUUAAAUUACCCCUUCUUCCCCUCUGUCUUCCCCACAAUACCCACAACUCACAUAUAGAGUAUAGUAUAGUAGCCCCAGUCACAACUAUCCCUCCCCUCACACACUAGCCUCCAAUACCUCUACACUUUGAAAUGAAGUAUCUGAAAGUAGUAUUUGAGAUUUCUUCAUAGCUUCUUAUGAAAAUUGAAGGGGUUUCCGGGUUAAGGCCACCCCAACCCCCUCUCUCCAACCACCAACAACUACUGCAUACAACCCACGAAAACACAAUGAAGUAUUAAAUUCUGGCCUACAAACCACCUCAAAUACUCUAUUGUAUAUACUUAAGAAAAUUUAAGGGGUUUCCAGAUUUUUCCAGUUUUCGGUAAUUCCACCAACCACCCAAACGGCUAGUAAAUUGCGAAGAAAGUGGUUUCUGAAAUGCCUGGCCCUCUUCUUUUCCAAAUAAGUGGAGAAAGUCCUCGGGUGCGAGGGUUUCAUAGGCCAGAGUACAAUUGGAAUCCUUAUGUUGGGGAAAUUCUUGAUUGCAAGGCUCAAGAUGACCUAUUUAAUGAUGAAACGGGAAGACGAGAGAGAGUCAUCUAUGUGAUGAAAAAUGAUGAAAAAAUGGGAACAGUAAUGACUGAACUUCAAUCAAUGAAGAGUAUAAAAUAUUUAGUAUUGAGCGAAGAUGUAAAGGUUGAAGUUGUGAGCAAAAUGCCAAUUAUACACCCGAUAAAAGGAAAAGAAAUACACGUUAUAUAUAAAUUUUACAAAAACCCACGAAAGGACUCACACCUGACGAUGGCCCAGAUAGGAACGCUUCUCAGGGACAUCAAAACUCGGUUACAAGACAUGGAUGGUUUUAAAUUCAAAAUCUUCAAAACUGGAGAAACUGCAAUGGGCAUGGCUUCCCCUCCUGACAACACUUCAGAACCAGCCAGCCAACCUCUCCUCGACUUAUGCACAGCUACCAUCCCUGCAGAAAGUUUCCCCUUACAAUCAGCUUCAACUUCAUCACCUGGACUCCCAUUUCCCAAAACAUCUACGUCUGGACUAUCAUCACCGUCACCAUCCAAGAAAAGGAAGACAAAAAGCAAAGAUGAUAAAGAAAAGGAAGAAACUGCUAUGAUGACAAAAGGGACUGUUUCAGACAAGGCUGGUGAGGGUGAUAGUGCAGAGCCCCAAUGUCUGCCUCGACGUACACGGUCAUACCGGGAUCCCCAAAGAGUACCCUGGAAAGAUAAUGUGCCUUCAGACCCACAGUUUUGGGCAUUGGCUGGCUUAUUUGGUACCAACUGGAAAGGCAUUGGCCUAAAGCUGAAAUUUAAAAAUGAACGAAUUGAUCGUUUUCGUAUGGACCAUCAAAUCAAUGGUACUCAGGAAGUUAUUUUUGAGAUGUUUAUGGAAUGGAGGAGGAGAGACGGACCUGAGGCAACCCUCAGCUGUCUUAAAAAAAAUAUAUUGGCAUCAAAAGUCAAGUUCACUUGGGACAACGUGCCAGCUGAUGUCCUUGUAUCAAGUGAUGAUGAGACCACAUUGAAAUGUGUGGACACUCCAGCUUCAGGUGAAACAUUCACAGAAACAAAGAAUAAGAAGAAUCCACUUGAGUGCCUAGACGGUCAUGCGUCUGAUACCAAUGGGUCAGCUUCUGAGAGGCAGGCUGCUGCUAAUAUGAACGUCGCAAAAAGGAAGUCGAAAUCAUGAGUCUGAAAGGAAGAACAUACAGUAAACCUGCGAUCGCUCGAGGACGCCAGGUUCCGAGCUAAAGCCUCGAAGGAACCGAUGGUUCGAAGGACCAAGUUUCACUUUCCCAGUCUGUUAUGAAUAGUCUUUCAGUGUAUUUUAGGUUUGAAGUCGUCAAACUGAAUGUUUACUUUGACACCGAUUAUGUAUUGCGUUUUUGGAAAUUGCUCAUAUGUUCAAAGGCUGUAGUAUACUAAAUGUAAAAGAAAAACCAAUAAAUGAAUAAAUAGUAAAGUUUAUCAUUACAAAAAGCAAAUUUUCUCAACAAGCAACAUUGAAAUAUGACAGUGCAUAUUAUAAUUAUAAUUAUCUUCUCAAAUGCCCUUAUCAACUUAUAGCGUAAACAUUGAUAAAUGGUUUUUCACACCUCAAAUUUCCUUUCAACUGUCAUUGCAAUUCUUAAAACUUUUGGCGUUUGGCAAUUGUUGUUUGUUUCCCGCGUUCGGGAAAUUCCAGUGUCCCUGCAAUUAAACUUGUUUAAUGCUAUGAUUGCUCCAAUUUUGUUAUAUGGCAGUGAGGUGUGGGCUUUUGAAAGCCUUAAUAUUAUAGAUCAAUUUCAAUUGAAAUUUUGUAAAAUUACCGUAUAUUAAAUCUUAAGGAGUGUACUCCAAAUUGCAUGGUGUUAGGGGAAUUAUGCUUGACACCUCUUUCCAUUCAAGCAAAAUGCAGAAUGCUUAGUUACCCAGGGGGGGAAUAUUAUAUAUAUUAUAUAUGCCAGGAAUAAUAAAAUAUGUAAAUUAUUGUACAAUACUUUGUUAGUUUUACACAAUAAAAUAUUCUUAUUUCUCCGUGGAUAUCUUCUGUUAAAAAUAUUGUAGAUGAACUUUAAGUUGUUAACCUUGAAUAUUUCAAGAAAAUUGUGUACACUAGAUUGAAAGAUCAGUUCUUACAGCAAUGGCCAAGUACUGUAGAGGAAUCUUCAAAAUGUACUGUUUAUCGUUAUUUUAAGAGUGAAUUCUGUUUUGAAAAAUAUUUAGAUAAAAUUCCAUAUAGUCUUUGUAAAAUACUCUGUAAGUUUAGAACUACAAAUCAUCUUUUACCCAUAGAGAAGGGGCGACAUUUAAAUAUUGAACAUAACCUUAGAAUUUGUUCUUUUUGCAAUAAAAAUGUCAUUGGUGAUGAAUACCACUAUUUGUUAGCAUGUAAUUAUUUUCAAGAUAUAAGAUCUAACUUUGUACUGCAGCAUUAUUAUGCUCAUCCAAAUAUGUUAAAACUUGAAUUACUUAUGAACUGUAAAGAUAGAAACCAAUUAGUUAAACUUGCUUUAUUUUGUAAGAUAAUUAUGUCUAACUUCCAUUAAUCUCAAUAAUUUUGUUGACUCAUUCUCCAUUACUACAAGGACUCUUAACCUGACCUUAAAAGUUUUAUUUAAAACAUUAUUUUCGCUAAUUUUCACAUUCACAGUCAUAAUCUGAUAUUAUUGUAUUUUGUUGUAAACAUUAUUUUCAAUUUGAUCUCAACUUAAGUGCUGCACACAUUCUGUUCACUGUGUUUUAUAUUAUGUAGUUACUGAUAUUUGUUUCACUGUUUUGUUUAAACCAUUUCAAACUUGUUUCUAUAUCAUCAUCUCAUGCAUAUUAUAUGCCAAAGAUGUAAAUAAACUUGAAACUUGAACAAAUGUGAAAUUAUGAUCUCGAGGGAGUCAAGGUUUUAUGCAUGAUUUGUGUAUUUGGGACUGGCUAUUGUGCUCGACUCCUCGAGUUAUUUCGGUUUCGAUGCAGCGUCGGUAUAUUUCAUAUGAAAAUAGAAGUUUUACUGUAUAAGUUCUUUAAAAGGAUAAUCUCUUUAAUUACAGAAAAAUAAUGUUUAUCUAAAUGAAUCGAAUGAUAAUUCAUUAUAUUGAUAGCUACUGUGUUCACAUCGAGUGUGCAUGUUUAGCUUUGGUAUAUAUUUUUGUAUCUAUUUUCUGAAAUGUUAAUGUGUUUUGAAAGUGUGGUGUGCAAUAAAAAAAAAUAUGUAUAUAUAAAAGGUAGAAAAAACAUGGGAAAGAUGGUGUAUAUUUGAUGUUUCGGAAUAGUGUUCCUAAUAUAAAUGUUAAAUUAAAAAAAAAAAAAUACUAACUUUAAAAAACAAGAAUCUUAUAAAGUGCUUUACUUUGGUGGAUAUUUCAUUCAAAUGCGCUUUAAAUACUACUGUAUUCUAGAGCUGUUUCAUUAAGAUACUAAGUGUUCAAAUUGUUGCCAUCGUCUAUUAUAGGUAUUGAUUUUAUUCUUCAUUGUUGCUAUUGUUUUUUCUACUUUUACUAGUUUACUGAGAUAUUGGACAAACAUGGCACAUGUUGGUAUCUUUCCCUCACAUUUUGAUUUAUAAAAUGAAAUAUUUUCCUAAAAGUAUCAUAAAAAAAAUUUGAUAACCAAAUUUUUCUUUAUUUGGCAUUAAAUCACAAAAGGUUAUGGUUUUAUAUAAUAGUUCUCUAAAGCUCACUUUAUUGAAAGAAUUUUUUAUGAAUGUUCUAAAUUCACCUUAAAACGUCUGCGAAAUAUGACAUUCCAAAACAUAUGAAUGUUUGAUCCUUGCAUGUUUCACCAAAACUUUGCAAUCCUUUAUCUAAAAAUUAGCAGUGGAAUGGUCUAUCAUGCUGUCUCUGUGACUGCUCUUGUUACUUGUGUUUUUAAUAUUAAUAUUAUUAUCUUUCCUUUGAUGAACGAGAUAUGCUGUUUUACAAUCUUCUUAUUAAUUACAUUUUAAGAUCAUCUAUAUUUUUCUUAAAUAAUCAAGUUAGUCAACUUUUUUUCUUAAAUAAUCAAGUUAGUCAACUUUAUCUUGCAUAAUUAUAAUGUUAUACGUGCCCCUUUCAUAUUCUACUUUUAACUUAGAAAUUUUGGUAAAGGUUUUGAAACUUACUCACCAUCUAUGUGAUGUAUUGCAUUGAAACUUUAUACAGACAAGUAUGAUAAAUCUAUUUUGCAUAUAAUGCAAAUUGUGCCCCUUUAUUAUUUCAGUUAGAAAUUCUUGUGAAGGUUUUGCAUGUUAUCAAAUUUUACAGUGAUCCAUGCAUGUUUCCCCAAAACUUUGCAAUCCUUGCUUAAAGUGGCAGAAUAGUCUAGUCUUUGUGACUGUGACUGCUCUCGUUACUAAAAAGUGUUUUUAAUAUUUUUAUCUUUACUUUGAUGAGGGAGAUAUAUUGUUUUUACUACCUUCUUAUUAAUAACAAUUUCAGCUUGUCUGUUUUUUUCAAAGAACCUUUUGUUUAUAUAAUUGUUUGCAAUUACUUUUUGCUUCCUUAUGAUUCAACAUGCUGCUGUAGUUUGUUGCUACUGUUUCGAGUUGUGCUUCUAAUUACUAUAAAUGAAUUUUGACUAUUUUUGAAAUAGAUUAUAUAAAUAAUGAAUUAUGACUAUUUUUGAAAUAGAUUUUAUAAAUUAUGA